AAAAAAUCAAGGAAGCAAGAGUGAUCAAAUCUUGAGUAUGAUUUGGUAUGCUUAAGAUUAAGAAAAAGAAAGCUGGAGAAAAAGGAUGAUGAUUCCGGAUAACUCUUUUUCGUGGUUCAUCCUGGGCUGUCUCAAAGAAACCUAAAGCUCCUCCUUGGCCUAUGGACCUGGUCAUUUAAAGAUAGGCCCAUAUACAGUGUUGGAACAUCUAAAGGAAAUGGAGGGCCAGAGACUUCCUUGUCCACCUGUUUCCUUAGAAGACCCACCAGUUCAGCUGUCCUGCCUUCAGGCCAUUCCAGCAGCAUCAGAUCUCUUGCUGAGUCCCAUGAUUCUUCAGCCAGAACAAGCACUUGCUCAAACUGUAUAUUUAAAAGCGCUAACCAUUCCUUUUUACCAGCCUGUUCAAUCAAACCAUAAAUUUUCCAGAGUCCAGACAAAUAUCAACAUAGACAAUAGUAAUUUACCUUUAAUCCUCAAUCCACUUUUGCAUUCGAAAGGGACAGAUCAACUUCAGGCAAUCAUCCAGAAGCAACCUAGUACAAUAAACAUAGUUAGUCAUUUUUCACUUUUGCCGCAAAGUUCUUCUCCAGGUACACCAGCUGGAAGCCCAGGGAAGGCCAAAAGUUCUGGGAAGUACCUGUGUAAACAUUGUGGGCGUGACUGUCUGAAGCCAAGUGUCCUUGAGAAACAUAUGCGAUCACAUACAGGUGAGAGGCCUUUUCCAUGUACAACGUGUGGCAUUGCGUUUAAAACUCAAAGCAAUCUGUAUAAACACAGGAGAACUCAGACCCAUGUCAAUAAUGCCAGGGUGCCUUCAGAAUAUGAUAGCAGUAGUCUAUUAGAAGAGAAUGAGAAACUGACUGAGAUAGUUGCAUCCUCCCAGACCAUAGAAUCUCAUGAUAAAAACGAUGUCCAGCCAAGUGCAAGGAUUAGUUCUGUUGCUUCAGAACCCAGUGACAAACAUAUUCUUGCUACUUCAUUAUUGGAAACGCUCUUUGUUUCGGAAAGUCAGAAGAUGAAAACGGGUAACUCCUGUCAUGGAGAAAUAAAUCAGAAUGUCUUUGAAAAAGAGACCGCCAGAGAUGCCACAGAUCUACCUCAGAGAAAAAAGAUCCAGGAUCAAAGGUCUCCAACAGGAAGCAAACAUAGUCAGCUACAGAGACAGCAAGCUCUGUAUUCAGAGAAGCUAUGGAACAGCAGAUCUGUGGACACCAAGCUAAAAAAGUGCGAGAGCACCGACUCUGGUUAUCUGUCACGUUCUGAUAGUGUGGAACAUCAGACACCCUCGCCUGGCUUCCUGCACAGCCUUUGUAAACACAGCACAGAGUCAGAAGAUGAUGCAGCUGUCGCCAAUAAAUGCAUGACUUAUAGUUUCUCAAAAGUAGAUUCAACUGAGAAAACAGCAGGAGCCAUAACCCUGGAGAAAAAAAGGUUGGAAGAGCAUAUCUCAAGGCUAAUAUCUCAUAAUAAAGCAGUUGUGGAUGACACCCAGUUGGAUAGUGUUAGGCCCAGGAAAACAGUUCUAUCCAAACAAGGAAGCAUUGACUUGCCAAUGCCUUACAUGUACAAAGACUCAUUCCAUUUUGAUAUACGGCCUCCAGACAUCACCAAGAAAAAGAAUAUUUCUCUGCGCUCAGCCAAGUCUAUCUUCACUCCUGCGGAAAAAACUAAGCCAUUGGUUUUUCACUCAGUUCCCACUCAAUUCUCAACAACAAUUGACUGUGUGCCGGUUACAAGAAGUAACUCUCUGCCUUUUAUUGAGGGUACAAAGAAGAUGCAGGACCAGGCAGAUAGUUCAAAAUUGUCUUCUUUCACUAGAGUAUCCCCAGAUGUGGGUUUUUCUGGCUUGUUGCAUAGCAGCAAUUUAGACACAAAUAUGACAAAUGUUCUUAACAGCCACCCCCGGGCACUUGUUAGACAGGUGGCAGUAGAUGAUGUGCCAUUAAAUUAUAUGACUGAAUCUUCAACCUCUUUAGAGGAGCAAAAAGGUAAAGAGAAAUCUGAAGCUGGGAUGGAAGGAGCGAGCAGCAAGAAUAAGAAACCCAGUCAGAGAAAACUAAAAAUGUUUUCUCAGGAAAAAUGGCAAGUUUAUGGGGAUGAGACAUUUAAGAAAAUUUAUCAGAAGGUGAAAAGCAGUCAACCAACCAAAAAACAAAAAGGUAAUUUAACAAAUGUUUCAAACAUUUAUUCAGAUUCCAAGGAAACUGCCUGGGGGAAGGAAAUUACAUUGUCGAGAGAAGGCCGAAGCUCUGAAACUUCAUCACUAAUAGAUAUUGCUGCAAAAGCAAAUCCUGACACAUUGGAAAGUCAUUCCAAAGCUAGCCCUGUUGGUCACCCUCCUUUUUCUCAGGAGAAUUCAGGACGGUUGGCAGAAAUAAGAGAAAUGUGUUCAAUUGGUGACUGUGACCAACAUAGCAUGGCAAGUGAAACAUCGUAUGUUGAACAGCGAUGCCGAGACUUGCAUGUUUCAAAACACAACCGGAGUGGCAAUAAUAAAGCUUUGCCUUUAAGUAAAGGCUGUGAAUUGAAAGUCCAACUUAAGCAAACUCAGCUGGACUUUGCUACUCGGCAUGAUCAUGACUUAGAAGAUGCACAUGGACACAUUGCUGAAUGUGUACAAAAAUAUGAGGAUACUACAGCUAAUAGAAAAGGAUUCAGGGGGAAAGAAACUGCCCACCUUGGACACACAGCUUUAUCGGCACCACAGUGCAACACCAGUGAGCUGGUGUAUGAAUCUCAGAAGUUACCCUCAGAAAGGAAAAAGCCUAAGGUGGAUGAACUGAAAAACACAGAAAAUAUAACAUUUAAAAAUAGUAGUUCAACCGAGUUGGUUGUGAAACUGAUAGACUGUUAUAAUCUUAACAUAGUUGCUGCAGAAUCAGCAAAGGUCCCAGAUAAGGGGGGAAAAUGGACAGUAAUGGUAGGAACACCUGCUUCAGGUAGCAGUAUGGAAUGUGAGGAAGGAAUCCAACAUUCUAUAACAGUAUCUAAUGAUAGGGAUUGUAUUGUAAGUCUAACAGAUACAGCAAGUAUAUCUGCGACAUCAUUUCCUGAACAAUUCAAGACCGAUGUAACAGAGGAACACACCAGUAAUUUAUUUGCAAUAAAAAAACUCGCAUCUCGCACAGCAACAGAAGAAUUAUCAGACUGUAGAGACUCAGCACCAACCCACACUCAGCAUGUGGUAAGAAAUCAAGUGAUUUCUCAUCUAAAGAAAAAUGAUUUUCUUCCAAAGUACAUCCUAAAAUAUUCACAAGAAGGAAACAAUAUAGGUGUGCCAUUGUUUCUUACAAAAGAGCCAGAAAAUAUACCAUAUGUUUCAUUGUCAAGCAGCUCAACCAUUUCCCCGUAUCCUGCUUGUAACAAUAAACUACUUGAUAGUAAUUCCAUUGAUGUAACUUUGUGCCCUUUGCAAUUGGAUCUGAGUCAUCCAGCCAGAAGAAAAGAGCUAAAAUGGGACAUGCACACAACAUGGACACCUUUGGUAGCUCCUGCACCAGCUCUCCUUGAAGCAACAACAAUUACAACCAUGGUAGAUCAAAAAUGUCAUCUUCAAAGUGCAAGCAGGAAAGCUAAAGAUACACGUAAAGGAGACAGUAGAGACAACUUAGAUGAUCAAAGAUUGAUAACAAAAGAAGAUAAAUGUAUAGUUGCUUGCACAUCACACGUUCCUGGGAGGAAAGUAUGCUUUACCACAAUUUAUACAGGAGGGCUUUUCUUAUCAUCAGACAUGACUGGGCAAAAUUCAACCUUAAAGUUAAUACAAUCAGCGAAGAGUUCAGUAAUUUCACUCUCUUCAUUGGUGGAAAGGGCAGUUUUGUGUGAAAGUAGCGAGAAGGAAGUCAAGGAAUGGCAAUUGGAGACUAACCCUUUGCCAGGAUUUGAAAACUUGUCCACCUGUUCAGUUAGUCCAAAAUGUCUUUGCCAUUCUUCCAAUAUGCUUUAUUGUCAUGUGCUGUGUACUCAACCAAAGGAGAUUUGCUCUCAGCCCCAAUUAAGCAUAGAAUCUCAUGCAGGAAAAUUACAAAUCCCAAGUCUGAAUCUAUCCUUUCCAACUCUAAAUGCGGAGCCUCAGCUGACUUGGUGUUGCUUGUCAAGAAGCCUCCCACUUCCUAUUGAGCAAAAGGAAAUGAAAGAUUCUGCAUAUUCUUCUUUGUAUAUGAAUGAAAACUUCAUUUCAAAAUGUGGACAGUCCAUCUGCAAAAUGAAAAGCCAUGGGAAGGCUGCUAGGGAAGGCUGGGGAAUUGAAAAACCCCAAACACUGGUCUCUUCUCCACAAAGGCAGGAAACAGAGAAGAAGUACUUUUUAAACACUGGUGCUCAGGAGCUCUCCAAAAGCAUCCCAGAACUAGAAAAGAAAAAAGAAAAACUUUACAAAAGGAGAGAAAAGAGAAACUUAAAAAGGAUAAAAGUGAAGAUCAAUUCCAAGCGACAUGAAGAUCAUCACGCACAAAGACAUCGUCUUCUCAGAAGCCACCAGUCAAGCAAGCAAUGCUGGGCCUUGAGGACUUCCAGAAAGUGUUCCCGCAUCAAGGCUUCUGGCAUUUGGGAGCAUUGUGGAAAGUGCCAUUGUUUUCCAACGACUUCACUAGGAAAUGACAAACAUUUGCAACAGCCACAUUACAGCACAAUGGAUAAAGCAGCUUUCCAUUUGGAAGAGGAUGAAAUGAAACAAGACACACCUGGACUUAACAAAUGCUCAAGUGACAGCUUAUUUCUUCAAAGAAUUUCUACAAUCCGAGAAGUACCUACAUACUCCUGUCCAUCGUCUAAUAAUGUAUCAGCAGAAAAACCUAGCAGUCUAGAUAGUUGCUCCUUGGAAAUCUUUCCAAAAGAACAAAGCCCAGAUAUGGAUUCUGAGUACAACAGACCUUCUACUGAACCUUAUCAAUUGGAAUUCAAAGAUACAAAGAAGAACCAGCUAUGUAACUUUGUUGGAUGUCAGAUUACUAGACCUAUUUUUGUUUGUUCAAAAAGAGGCUGCAAUAAUUUAGAAUCAAAGGAUAAAAAUGUUAUCAUUCUAGAGCCCCCCAUUCCUAUUUCAGAAAGAACAGAACAAUUCAUGGAGAGAGAUUUGUAUCCUUUGAAACAGCAACAUGCUCCCACAUGCCAAAGUCUGUGUCCCGUUUCGCUCACAUCAAGACUUACCGAGAUGUCAGUUUCAACUAAAUCCUUACCUGGAACUCCAUCUAAACAAAAGCAAAGCUUGGAACCAAUGAAUAAGCCAAUUCAUUUGGAAUACGAUGACAUAAGCAGCAGUGAUGAUGAAGAUAGAUUAGUUAUAGAAAUCUAAGGAAUAAGUUACAUAUUAUUUAAAGGAGAGCUCAUCAUCAACCUGCCUUUCUCUUAUAUCUUAAGUCAAAAACUACGCCUGUGCAAAUAUUUGCCAAGGAUCUGGGCUUCUCUACAUGUGCAAUUAGUUGCACGUUUAAGCCCCAACGAGUUCACUACAUCAUUUCUCUCUUCAUCGAAUUCUCUAUACAAUCCCAUUUUAUCAUUUUCUCUAUUUAUACCACAGAAAGUAGACUAAGAAUCACUUUGCCUCCUUUGAGAAAUGGAAAGUUGGCCCUGAAGAUAGGAAAGCAACUUGUUUUCUCAGCUGCUCUUUGCUGCUUAUUUAUUCUAACUUUUCCCUUCCUCAAUUUUGCAUGAAAUCAGUGUCCUUAAAUCACUUUACAGCAUUUUUUUGUAUUGCACAAAUAGUCCGACAUCUCUUUUGGCAAACAACUCAAGCAUGCAUUGAUUUGUUUUGUGCCUUUUCUGUAGAGACCUGUACAUACUUCCUUAUCUCUUUGAUAUGCUAUCUUUUCUACAAUAGAAAGAUAUUCUUUGAUAUAUGGGCCGGAAUAGCUCAGGCUGUUAAGAAAGCCUGUUAUUAGAACACAGUAGCCUGCAAUUACUGCAGGUUCAAGCCCGGCCCAAGGUUGACUCAGCCUUUCAUCCUUUAUAAGGUAGGUAAAAUGAGGACCCAGAUUGUUGGGGGGGCAAUAAGUUGACUUUGUAAAAAAUAUACAAAUAGAAUGAGACUAUUGCCUUAUACACUGUAAGCCGCCCUGAGUCUUCGGAAAAGGGCGGGAUAUAAAUGUAAACAAAAAAAAUAAAUCUUGUUUCUCAGGUCAGUUGGGGAAAAUAUUUAUUAUGCCAAAUGAAAAUGCGCAGCUUUGUCAAAAAGAACUGAACGCAUAAACGAACAAGGUACUCCUUUCUUUCUUUCCUUUACAUACAUGUCAAAUCUGUGCACUAGGGUGGCUGUUAAACAUUUGUCCAAUUGAAUAUCAUGCGCUUUCCUAAACGCACUUCCAUUGCAUUAGAACACUGUUGUGAGGCAAUGGUCAUUUGUAGCUUAACUGUACUGUUGUAUUAUAUUUGUUUUAUAUUUAAUAUUUCAUAUAUCUUAACAAGCUAUUAAAACUUUCAUGUAAAAUUCAUAGGUGUCUUUCUUUGAGCAGGACACAGCUAGAGCAUAAUUUGCAGGUUGUUCCUAAUAUGCUAGCCCAGUAAGGCAACAGAGAAAAAAACAUUUCUGCAAAAUUAAAGCAUGAGCCUUCUGCUGAAUGUAUUAAUACUGAAAAUGAUGUUUGAUCAUCCAAAUUACUGAAAUGCCACCAUCUAUUUUUAUUUCUUGAAAUUGGAGUUAUGACCCAUUAUACAAUAUAUAUUGAUCUUUAUGCUUAUCUAUACAUUAUCUAAUUUUCUAAAUGCCUUUCCACAAUCUAUUUGUUUUUUAAAAAAAUGCAACAUGGGGUCAAAAGUCCAUGGCACAGAACAGUCAGACUGUUACGAACUUCGAAAAGCAGGUAGAUGGCUUCUGAAAGAUUUCCAGUUAAUAUUUUGGCUGCUUUUACAUAAUGCCUGAAAUUAGCCUUUAUCUUUAUGCACUCCAUGAAACUUUAAUAUGUAUAGCAGCAGAACACAAAAAUGGCUUAAAAACUGUAGUGUUGAAAUACAGAUGGAAAGGGAUGAACUGUAUUAUUCUUUACAGUGACUGGCUUUCUUUAACCUUCAAUUUCUAUAUCCUUAUGACUCAGUGUGAAAUUUACUCUUUAUUUUUGCGAUAUUUAUUUUGCCACAUGCAUAGAUGGAGAAACUAGACAGAGUAGGGACAGAAUAGAAACCACUGCCUAAUAGCCUUAGGCCCAUGUGAAAGUCAAAGUCUGUCAACAUAAAAACUACUGAUCAUUCCUCUACCCUCAUUUCUAAAAUUUCACAGGCACAGCUGUUUUCUAAUGCACUCAAUUUUUAAUCUGAAUCUGCAUUGUUAGCCUCAGCACAGCCCUUGAUUGCCCAAAUGGGCUGCUGAUCCAGUCUUGUUGCAUAGCAAUGGGAAGGCUGGCAAGAGUAUACAGAAGAGGGAAUUGUGAGUUGGAGUUCAGUUGCCAUGGCAAUAGGGAUGAGCAGAUCCUGGUUGUUUCCCUGGAGAUGGCAUACAGAUGGGUAGCCCACAGAGCCUCCAUGUGGGUAUUUGGAGUCAAAUUGAUAGUGGAAUCUAGAGAAACAUUUUGUGUUGCAUCAGCUUUGUGCUUUUUGCAUAAAAUCACACUGUACAAAGUCACUCUGGAGUCCCUUGGGAUUUUUUAGGCAGAAUGUACAACAACGCAAAAUGUUUUAGGUUUUGUUGCUGCUGAAUCAUUGCUGAUUUGAAAUUAUUUACCAGAAUAAUCAAAGCACAAGGAUUCUAAGUUUAAAAGAAUUUCUUUUUGUUCAUGCACAUCUUCGCAGGCAAAUAUUUCCCUCUGAAUAUUUUUUCAGUUAAGAUACCAAUUAAUAUACAACUAAUUGUACUCUGGCUAAUGUUUUGUCUGACUAAAAUGCUUAUGAAUUUCUGUGCUUCUACAGAAAUUCAGAUGUAAUUAAUUAUUAACAUUAUUAAUUAAAAUGGUUACAAAAAUUAAAAAUGUUCCAGAAUUAGCAGUAGCCCGUUUUGGAAAAAAUCAUUUAUACAAUAAUCAGAUAUUAUAAUGUGAAUUGAUGUGAUUCAUCCAUACUUUGUUCCAGAAAAUAACCUUAUUAGCGAAUACUAUAAUUAAUACCAUUUGGCUGUGGUACAAGACUUGCAAUCAUAGUCAAAUGUAACUGAACUUUCUUUUUGAGAAACAAAGCAUAUCAAAACAAUUAAAUGUGUUAUGAU
Messenger RNA from Ahaetulla prasina, 8128 nucleotides. RefSeq names its product zinc finger protein 831 (gene ZNF831). The record is from RefSeq and is a predicted model, not a curated record. The transcript has 7 exons. Lineage: Eukaryota; Metazoa; Chordata; Lepidosauria; Squamata; Colubridae. The coding region runs from base 218 to 5293 and encodes 1691 amino acids.